Molecule: messenger RNA, 1239 nt
Organism: Penicillium brevicompactum
Lineage: Eukaryota; Fungi; Ascomycota; Eurotiomycetes; Eurotiales; Aspergillaceae
Exons: 4
Coding region: 1-1239 (412 amino acids)
Source: RefSeq, a predicted model, not a curated record
AUGGGAACCGAAUCUCCUUCUCCGCGCCAGCUCUUUACAGAGGCCAUAAUCUUCUGGUCGAUUGGGCUUGUGAUUUAUGUUGGCAGAAUGAUCGCUCGGAUAAUCGCCAAUGGCUCCGUGAAACGGUUGUUCGUGGACGAUUAUGUUAUGACAGCAACAUUCGCAAUUUACACCACACUUUUGGUCCUAAUCCAAAUCUCGGCGCGCUAUGCAACUAACCUGAUGGACCCCAAUGACUACGACCAAGUGUUAGCGGACCCAAAACAAGUCAGUGACCGGAUUUACGGAAGCAAAAUAGUGAUUGGCUUGGAACAAUGCAUGCUCGUUUCAACGUGGGGGGUCAAAGUAUGCAUGCUGAUGCUCUACUGGCGAAUCACACAAAACCUGAAAUCGAACCUAUACAUCAAGAUCCUUUCUGUAUAUGUCGCUGUUGGGUUUGUCGUCAUUAUGGUCACAUACUAUGCGGUGUACUGCCGACCAUUCUCACAAUACUGGGCCAUGCCCGUGGACAAUAUGCAAUGCGCGACAUACCAACACUACUCAAUCACACAAGCCGUGUUCAAUAUUUCCUCCGACGCCGUGAUGUUCGCGAUCCCGAUCCCUCUUUUGAUAAAAGCUCAGCUCAAACGCCGCAGGAAGGUGGUUCUUAUCGGCGUCAUGAGCUUGGGCUUAUUCACCAUCAUCGCCGCCAUCCUCAACAAAUAUUUCAACUUUGCCUCGCCACUCACAACGCAGUACCAAAUAUGGUAUAUCCGCGAAGCCAGCACUGCCAUCUACGUUGCGAAUCUCAUGUGCUGGUGGCCACUCCUACGCAAAAUAUUCGGCCUCAAGGCUUUCCAGUACAACAGCAAUCGUGGCCAGCGAGCUGGCAAUCAAAACAACCAAAACAAAAACGGCAGCGAAGACUAUUCCAACAACUCACAGUCACAACCUUCUUCUUCUUCUUUCCCUCGCUCGUGGAAGCCUCCUUGCCGUCGUGGCGUCAAAGGUGCAUGGUUCGGACACAAGGCGCGGCGUUCAAGCACAGAAGCGAUCAAUCGACCCAAUGACGAUUUCGCGCCUGAUGUUCAACGAAUGGAUGCUGUUCCACUGGACAGCUGGGAUAAAUCGGAAAAUUUUGGAAUUCAGACACCUGCCGCACAGAGCUCCAGGCAUGAGCUGCAGCAUGGACUGAUGUAUUCCGAGGACGAUUCCGAUGUACAAACAAAGCACAAGCAGCGUACUCAUUCGCCAUGUUGA